AUGUCCGAAGCAACAAGACCGCCGGAAUUACGAGUGCUACAGUUUAACGGCGGCAUAAAGACUCAAGAUCCAGUGAGUGUACGUGGAAAUGUUCCAAGUGCACGGCUGAUCGACGAGAGUUCUGUACUUGUAGAUUAUACUCAAGAGUUGAUAAGUCUGCUGCGCGGCUAUCUCAUAAUGAGCGAAUACGAUAUGGAAGACAUUCACAAAUACGUGAAGGAAAAAUUACUGCACGAGCAUUUCAACGAGACGAUGAAUCCCACGAGGAUGAACGUUAUUGUACCGAUCAUCCCUAAGCCCACGCGCGAUAUCAUGGACCUUACUCUUCUGGCGGUGGGUGUCAGCUUAAAUGUUCUGUUCUGUCUCGUUAUCCUACGCAAUUCUUUCCUGCGGACUACCGCCAAUUGCUACAUAAUAAGCCUGAUGUGCUCGAACCUGCUAAUCCUGAUUGAACCGCUUCAACAAGUGUUUUACUGGCUUUUCGACGUGUAUUUCACGAUGAAUCUCGACUACGUGUUCUUGUUGACCUUCGACUCGUCUGUGCUGACGAUUGUUCAGCUCAACAUCGAGGCAUACGUGGUGAUCUGUCACAAAAGUUCGCCUCUUCACGCACCGCUCCUCAAAAUCCGCACGGCUGUAAAGGGCAUCUUGUUCAUCUGGAUAAUGUGCAUCGUACUGAUAUGUACAGAGUUGAAAUUAUACGAACACUUUGAGCAAGAGGUUAUGUACGACAUCUGCGUGUCGUCCACCUUUAUGUUCCUAGUGUUCCCCGGUUUUAUUUUCGUUAUGCUCGACUGUUUCAUUCUAUACGACCUGAUAACGAUGAAAUCAAUAGAUGGAACGUGGUCGAGCAUAGAUAUCGAGCGUUUCAUCCUGCUGGUCAACAUCACCGUUGGAUUCAUUCUAUUUAUGAUACCAUAUCGAGUUGUGAGAUCCGUCACUCUUAUAACGUCAUUUUGCUGCAGUGACUUGACGAUAGAGAUAGUCUAUACGUUGGUUAAAAUAUAUCCUAUAAUUUUGCCGCUAACGUGUCUCCUGAUAUCAGCAAAGUUUCGUCAAGCAUUUAAGCUAACGCUGAGUUGCCAACAACGCGAAAUUUCCGUCACGACAUGAAAGGUCGCAAAUACACUCGAAUAAAUACGACAAAAACGCUUCCGCAAUUCUACUCGAGCACCGCCCAAUAUAUUUUACCGCGCUCUCAGUAACAUCCGUCACUGAUAUAUGUCGCACUUUUGAAUAAUUUAUCAUCCCUGAGAAGAGAACUUAAAAUUCACGCGUGCAAUAAGCAAACACAUCCGCCCUCGCGGGAAGGGAAGAAAGAGGCGGACGGCCGGCGACGAGCGGAGUCUGCACACAAAUUUUCGAAUUCACUGAGCUCUCUGUAUGCAAAUUAGUUUCCCUUUAAGCCUCUGCUGCGAGAGCCAAAGUUGAAGCGGCAUUGUACUUAUGGGCGCGCUGUGCGUUUAUGCAAAUUAGGCGAUAUGUAUUUUGUUUCGUUUCUCUUUCUCUUGGAAUUAUAAUGCGUAUUGUUCAAGUUAAAAGUUUUCGCUUUCUAAUUAUGUACACGA
Odontomachus brunneus is the source of this 1568-nucleotide messenger RNA. RefSeq lists its product as uncharacterized. Bases 1 to 1113 code for a protein of 370 amino acids. The record is from RefSeq and is a predicted model, not a curated record. The transcript is spliced from 4 exons. Gene Ontology annotation, biological process: G protein-coupled receptor signaling pathway. Gene Ontology annotation, molecular function: G protein-coupled receptor activity. NCBI's taxonomy places the organism in Eukaryota, Metazoa, Arthropoda, Insecta, Hymenoptera, Formicidae. Gene Ontology annotation, cellular component: plasma membrane.